Molecule: messenger RNA, 3491 nt
Organism: Xenia sp. Carnegie-2017
Lineage: Eukaryota; Metazoa; Cnidaria; Anthozoa; Malacalcyonacea; Xeniidae
Product: transient receptor potential cation channel subfamily A member 1-like
Exons: 11
Coding region: 583-2952 (789 amino acids)
Biological process (GO): transmembrane transport; monoatomic ion transport
Cellular component (GO): membrane
Molecular function (GO): monoatomic ion channel activity; protein binding
Source: RefSeq, a predicted model, not a curated record
CUUUAAAUACUAUGAUUUUAUUGGCUAAAAAGCAAUGAACUUAAGUCAGUUUCUUUUCAAUUAAAGAACAUGAAGGCAGUUCAACAGUGAAAAUGAAAACAGAGCAGCAAGUACUGCUUCUUGGGUAAAUCAGUGUUUAUAAAAGUUGGGUAGUGCAACAAGCUUUUCUGAAACGAUAAAUAGUUGCAAAACAAAAAUCGCUAGACGGCGCUUGGCAAAAUAUUUCAAAGUAAAUAAGGUGUUUUCAUCGGUGGCCGUGUUGGAGGAAAAUUCCAUAUAUAUUGUAUAGUAAAAAGAAACAAAAGUAUUUUCAAUUAACUUUCAGAAAAAAAUAAGCAGGACAUAACUGAAUAUAUGAAGACCCCUCCCCCCCUCUCUAAAUAGCGUUCUAGCCUUGCCUCUGCUCACAUGACGAUUUUUUAAAAGUCAUCAAGCAGAUGAAAGUAAAUUGUCAAAUUCUCAAGCUGUUGUUCACCGAAAGAUAAAAAAAUAGUCAACUGUCCUCUAACCUCUACAUAUUACGUUUAUGUCCUGUUGCUGCAUUGCAUGUGUAUAUUUUCUGAAUUCAAUUAUAUUUUUUAAAUGGUAGGUGUGUUAGAAUGUAACUAUAUCUUCUACAUGGUAGGUGUGCUAAUGGAGACUAAGGAUUCCGUUGUCGAAAUGGAAGAUACAAAUGAAGCUACAGUAGUCGCUGCUUCUCGUUGGAAGUUGCAAAAUUCCGUGGUUUUGAAUCCAUUGAUUCGAGCUGUCCGACGGGGAAUGUUCAUGACAGAGCAAUACCUUGCUGAAAUAAAGGACAUUGAAAACCUCAAAAUAAAAGACAGUGAUGACUUCGGAAGAAAUAUAUUCCAUCUCAGUGUUCAAAGAGAAAAGCUGCUAGAAUUUCUGUUAGAAAAGUUCAAGAAGCAUGAGCAACUCAUGGAAGCUCUCCACAGUGAAAAUUUGAAUGGUCACACUCCAGCUCAUGUUGCUGUGUUGCACAAUCAAAGAAAGAGCUUACAAAUUCUGGCUUGUGCCGACGAAAAUGUUUACAUGCUUCGAAGCUCAAAGACUGGACAGACACUUAUCCAUUGCGCGGUUUAUCAGACAUUGAUACACUGCGCGGGGGAUGUUUGGAAUCCUUGUAUAGUGCAGGACAUCAUUUCUACUCGACCACAGUCCCUCAUCGAUAAAGACAACAAAGGAAAAUCACCACAACAUUAUGCUGCAGCUCUUCAGGAGUGUUUUGUCUUAAAUUUUCUACUCUCCAUGGGUGCAAAUAUUUUGGAGAUGGACAACAGAGAGUCAACUCUUCUUCAUGAAGCAGCUGAGGCCGGGUCAUUAUCCAAUGUUAUGCUCCUAUCCCGCGAUGAGCAAACAAUGUUGAGAGCAAGAGACGUUGAAGGAAGAACACCCCUACAUAUUGCCUGUGCCAAAGGUUUUCGAAAUAUAGUGUCGUUUCUAUUAGAGAAUGGGGCUGAUCCACUGGUGAAAACAAACGACCAUGAGAACUGCCUGGAAGUUGCGGUUAAUGAGAAUAAAAAGAACAUUGUUAAAGAGUUAUUGCUUAGCUCUUACUGGAAGUUACUGAUUUGUGAUUGGAAGAAUGGGCCAAAAAAAUGUUUCGUGCACCUUAUUGAGAAGAUGCCUGAUCAAGCCAAGUUACUGCUGGAUCGUUGUGUUGUGACCAGUAAUCACAAACCAAACUCACCUGACUACAAUAUUACUUAUGACUUCUUUCUUCUUGGUGCUGUUGAUGGUUCCAAUCCUCCAGUUUUUGAUGCACUUACAGCAAUCAUCAAGAAUAACGAAGAACAGUGUUUGACUCACAAGCUUUGCAAGAAAUAUUUCAGUGUUAAAUGGCGUGAGAAAGGAUGUCACCUCUACUUGAUCAAUCUGACAAUUUUUUUGUCCUUUCACAUAUUGUUCAGCGUAUACGUCUGCUUGGUCCGCGGUGAAUUCAAAGGAAAAGGAAUGCAUGAUAUCAAUAAAUCCAGAAGUAAUACAUCUUCCUCUAAAUCGUAUGUAGUGCCUCUUGCAAACCUUGGAGAAGUUGGACCUGUCAUUAUUACUUAUUUCAUUGUUGUUCUUACGGUCUUCAACAUUUUCAGAGAAUUUGUGCAGAUGAACACCUAUCGCUGGAAAUAUUUUAAGCUUUGGUCAAACUACUUUGAAUGGUUGUUGUUUUUGUGCGUUCUAUAUUUCAUGUUCCCAAUAAAAACGAGCAAAACCGAGCCUCAGUUUAGCGCAGCGGCCAUUGCAAUUGUAAUCUCUUGGCUUGACUUCAUUUGGUUCCUACGAAGAAUUCCCGACACCAGCACAUACAUCUUGACUUUCCAGAAGACGUUUAAAACCAUGAUGAGGAUGUUUAUAUUGAUCAUGCUGUUUGUUAUGGCAUUUGCAUCUCCAUUCUACAUCUUGAUGGUUGAAAAGCCGAGGUUUAAAAGCUUUCCCAUUGCAAUCCUGAGUACGUUUGUUUCGAUGUUAGGGGACUUCAAAUACGAUGAUUUAUUCCUGAAAAUUUCCGACUUCAAUGCUUUUUAUUAUUUAAAACUCUUCAUGUUUGUCAAUUUCCUGUUGUUGAUGGUACUCGUUGUAAACAACGUGUUGAUUGGCUUAGCUGUCGGAGAUACCCAAUACGUGAUGGAAAUGGCAAAAGUAGAAAGGCUGAAGCAACAUAUGAAGUUUAUGAUAACAGUAGAAUCAUCGCUAUUUGCCCGACUGCCACACUUCCGUCAAAGGAAACACCAAAGUGUGUACACAGAAUAUCCAAAUUGCAAAACGUCUUUUGCAAAUUAUUUAAAACGAUUUUUGGCAGGAGAAAUGAACACCUUUUCCAUUAAAAGAGCUGAAGACGAAGUUGAAACUGAGGUUGUUACACGACAGCAAUUUGAAGAAAUUUUGAAUGUUAAAUUUGAGGAACAUCAUGAGAAAAUGAAAGAAUUGCUCUUUCGGAAAAGUUGGAAAAUUUAGGCAAGAAAGUUAUAUUAUGGUAUCAAGAUACAGUGACAUUUGAUCAACAAACUCAAAAGAUUAAAACAUUGUUGUACAUGUAAAAUGGCAUAUUAUAUAUCAAAAUUUCAGUAAUUAUACUUUAUUGAGACAUGUACUAGUAAACAAAAGAAGAAAGCUAAGCGGAAAAGAGUAUUUUGAGAAGGUUCAUCGUUUUUGUAGUCGAUUGGCUGAGUAAAUAUUAAUAUUCAUAGAUAAAGUUUUUGUUUUCAAGUUGUUAACAUAACUUUAUUUUCUUUCGAAAAUUAGACCAAUGAACUGCUUUAAAAAUUUCGUGAAUGAACAAUAUAAAAUCAAGAUUUAUACAUACCGAUAGCAAGGAUCUUUUUUAUCAUAAUAUGGAACAGAAUUUAAUGGUUUUCUUCCUCCGCUGUUAUUCUUAUAUCUGUCUGCACAGAAAAAGCUCCAAUCUAAAACUGAUUAAUAGUUAGUGCUAUGCAUUUAAACAAGUUACAAAAAAUUAUAUACAAUAAAAUCAGUUAUUAUGUCUCUACCUCAAA